AUGAGGCGGGAAGGAACAUCAGAAGACAGCUCAGGUUUCUGGAGAUCUCUCUUGGAGAUUAGAUUUUUCUUCUUGGAUUCGUUAUUAAGAACGCUUUGCACUUAUCUAUCUAUCUAUCUAUCUAUCUAUCUAAGGUUUUUUCAUAUCUACCUAUCUCAGGUUUUUUCAUAUCUAUCUAUCUAUCUAUCUAUCUAUCUAUCUAUCUAUCUAUCUAUCUAUCUAUCUGUUCAUAUCUAUCUAUUUAUCUAUGAUAUUUUUUCAUAUCUAUCUAUCUAUCUAUCUAUCUAUCUAUCUAUCUAUCUAUCUAUCUAUAUGUAUAUCAAUCUCGGUAUGUUCAUUAUUUAUCUCGAUAUAACCAUUUUCUAUCUAUCUAUCUAUCUAUCUAUCUAUCUAUCUAUCUAUCUCAGUUUUUUCAUAUCUAUCUAUUUAUCUAGCUAUCUGUCUGUCUUUCUCAGUUUUUUUUUUCAUAUCUAUCUAUCUAUCUAUCUAAGGUUUUUUUCAUAUCUACCUAUCUCAGAUUUUUUUUUUCAUAUCUAUCUAUCUAUCUAUCUAUCUAUCUAUCUAUCUAUCUCAGUGUUUUUUCUAUCUAUUUAUCUAUCUAUUCUAUCUGUCUCGGGUUUUUUUCUAUCUGUCUAUCUAAGUAUCUAUCUAAAUCUGUUCAUAAAUGUCUAUCUCUCUUUUUUCAUAUCUAUCUAUUUAUCUGUUAUUUUUUCAUAUCUGUCUAUCUAUCUAUCUAUCUACCUCAGUUUUUUUUUAUCAUUUAUCUAUGACUAUCUAUCUAUAUCUAUCUAUCUAUCUAUCUAUCUUAGUUUUUUUUUUAUACCAUUUCUAUCUAUCUAUCUAUCUAUCUAUCUAUCUAUCUAUCUAUCUUCAGGUUUUUCUAUUUAUCUAGCUAUCUGUCUGAUUUUUUUCAUAUCUAUCUAUCUAUCUAGUUUUUCUAUCUAUCUAUCUCAGUGUUUUCAUAUCUAUCUAUCUUUAUCUAUCUAUCUAUCUGUUUUCAUAUCUAUCUAUUUAUCUAUCUAUCUGUCUAUCUAG
Acanthosepion pharaonis is the source of this 1035-nucleotide messenger RNA. Lineage: Eukaryota; Metazoa; Mollusca; Cephalopoda; Sepiida; Sepiidae. The record is from the annotation of a GenBank genome assembly.